AUGGAGCCCAUGGAUUCUGAGGCCGCAACGGCGGCGGUGGCACCCCAAGCUCAAGGCGCCGCUGCGGCGAAGCCGCCUCCUCCCCCAAUCCCAGCCGAAGCCGAAGCGCCGGCCACCACCGACGCCACCGCUUCUCCACCUGCUGGCGCAGCAGCGGCGGCCAAGCCCGACGCAAGCGCCGAAGGAGCCGCUGCCGAAGGAGCCGCCGCCAAAGGGUCAGCUGGACUCAGCCCCAGUCCGAGCCCCGCGUCGGCGCCCGCCGCCGCCGCCGCGCCAGCGGCGGCGGCUGUAGCUGGUCCGCUGCCGGCUGCUGCUGCAGCCGGCGGUAGGAGCCGUCGCGGCAGUUCAUCGGUUGAGGAUGAUAAGGAGUUGCCGCUGUCCCUACAGCGAAAGCAGCGGCAGCGCCGACCGCCCGCGGGGUGGGACAGGGGCAACGAGCUACUGGCGCCCGCGAAGAAAGCCAAGACUGACCAAAGCGGCGGCGGGGGAUCGGAGGCCUCCCCACCGCCGCCGCAGCCGCCUGGCAUCGGCGCCGCCGUCAACGGCAGCGCCGGCGCCGCCGUCAACGGCGGAUCCACCGCCGCUGGCGGAGGCGGCCUGACGCCGCUGUCCAACGGCGGCAUUCCGUACGGCACUCUGUUUUUCCGGGCUCAGGGUCGCGGCCCCAAUCUUCUAGUUGCCUUUGACGGCUCAUUUGCUCGUCCACUGUUGUACCGCGAAAACGCCAGCGGCGCGGAGCCCACAUUGCUGACGGAGCAGGAGGCGGCGGCGGAGGGACCGCCCGAGAACCUGAAGUGCCUAGGUUUUGCUCGACAAGACGGUUCCGGAGCAGCGGCGGGCAUGCGGCUGGCGUCACUGGCAGAAGUGAUGGCGCAUUUCCGUACAGUGCUAGACCCGUCGUCGCCUGCGUACGGCAAGCCGGCGGCGGCAACUGUGUACGUCAUCAUCACCUGCGACAAGUCGCGGGGCUGGAUGUCGUACGAGAUUGACAGCAACGGUAAUGUCUGUCCCAAAGUAAUGUACGAAGGCGAGGGCGGAGCUCUCUUGUCGACGACCCCUGCACAGUUUGAGGCGUCCGUGGCACAGAGCAGUGCAAAGAAGUGGCGACAUAGCUUUAAAGCAGCAGGCGGCUUCCUCAAAAUGGGCCCCCGCCAAGGCGGCAUCAUGCCGCCCGCUACGGUGCUCGACGUGCUCAACUGCGUCAAGGACCUCCUGGGGGUCAGCCCCGCCAUCGCACUGCCCUCAGACAAGCCGCUCACGCAACAGCAGCGGCGAGCCGCGGCCGCGGCGGCGGCGGCAGCAGGCGGCGGCAGCCGCAGCGGCACCCCCGGCGCUAACGGCGCCAACGGCGGACCCCAAAGUGUUAAGCAGGAGAGCCGUCGGGAACGGGAGAGGGAGCGGGCAGAGAAAGAGCAGCAGGCAGCGGACGGGACGGGACACGGACAGGGGGCGGCGACGGCGGCGGCGGCGGCGGCAAGUCCGCAAGACCACAAUAGACAGGCAGCGCUGACGCUGAUUCAUGCGUUGGGUCUGGGGACAAUGGCGCGGCCGGCGGAGGUGGUAGCCGCCGCUGGGCUUGGGGACGCCGCCGGCAAGCUGCAAGCCAAUGGCGGCGGUACAAUAGGGGCAGGUCGUACGGGGUCCUUGACAAUACGGCUUCCAAGGGCAGCGGCGGCGGCGGCAGCCACCCGCGGCGGCAGCACGGCGAACGGCACUCGCGGUGGCGGCGCGCUGGCGGCGUUACCAGUGGGUUCCCAACCCGCCGCCGCUGCUGGCGGCGUGGGGCCCGCAGCACCUGCAACGGCCGUGUCCCCCGCCGGCAACGGCAACGGCACCAUCUCGGAUGCGCAGCUUCAGAGCGCCGCAGCGCUUGCGUCAACUCUCGUACAUCACCUAGCGCUGCCGCUAGCCCCGGACGUCAGCGCUCUGGGCCUUACGGGGCCAGGGUUGACGGCGGCGGAGGCACAGGCCAUCCAACUUGUGUGUACGAGCGUCAAAGGCCCGGAGUUAGCAAUCGCCGUCAGGGGUAUCAUGGACUCGUUGGGAGGCAGGCCGACGGCACCGACGGCGAUAGCGACGCCGGCGGCGGCGGCGCUGGCGCUCAUGGCGCUGCCGCCCGGGGCUUUGGCGGCACCGUUGCCUAGCACCGCCGUCACUGCUGCUGUCCCACACAGUACGACAGGUUCCGCUGCGCCGGCGUUGGCUAUCCAUGCAGCGGCGGUACCGGCGGGCAUCACUCUGGCAGUAGAGCCGACGGCGGCGGCGGCGGCCGCCGCCGCGGCGGACAUGGGCUUGCUGCCGGCGGACGGCACGGCCACGCCGACGGCAACACAGCAAGUAGAGACAUCGUCAACGCCAGCGGGUUAUGUCACAAAGGAGCGUGCACCGAUGGCGGCGGCGGCGGCCCCUGGGAACACGCAAGAGCCGACGGCAGUGGCGCGGGAGGCUGUUGCCCCUGGCGCUGCCGAUGACGCCGCAGCGGAAGGGCCAACGUCGGGGCCUCCCGCCGGCGUCGACGUCGACGUCGACAUGGACGAUGGAAAGCCUGCAACGUCACCACUCGACGGCGACGGCAUCGUUGCCAUGCAGACGGCAUAA
Molecule: messenger RNA, 2598 nt
Organism: Volvox carteri f. nagariensis
Lineage: Eukaryota; Viridiplantae; Chlorophyta; Chlorophyceae; Chlamydomonadales; Volvocaceae
Exons: 5
Coding region: 1-2598 (865 amino acids)
Source: RefSeq, a predicted model, not a curated record